This is a messenger RNA of Salvia miltiorrhiza (redroot sage), 2910 nucleotides long. RefSeq names its product putative late blight resistance protein homolog R1A-10. The coding region runs from base 68 to 2626 and encodes 852 amino acids. The record is from RefSeq and is a predicted model, not a curated record. Lineage: Eukaryota; Viridiplantae; Streptophyta; Magnoliopsida; Lamiales; Lamiaceae. The transcript is spliced from 2 exons. Gene Ontology annotation, biological process: defense response to other organism. Gene Ontology annotation, molecular function: ADP binding.
GAUUGGAAAUUAAUCUCAUCUUCAUUCACACUCAUCUCGUAUUCUCUCUGCAACUCCCAAAACAACCAUGGCAGCAGCUUAUGCAACUCUACUUUCUGCUUUGAAUAUCAUAAACAACCUUCACCAUCAUCCCCGCCCUCCUAUUUCUCUCCCCAUUCAACAAGUUGAGUCUCUCACUCAAAAGAUUAAUUUCCUGCUGGAAUUUCUCGAGGGGUAUAACCCCCAUCGUGGCUACUCCAAAGAAGCGGAUCCAUUGGAGUCUCGCAUUGCAGAUGCAGCUUAUGCGGCCGAACACGCCAUUGAAUCUCAUAUUUUCGAUCAGUUGACAAAUAAUGGAGAAAAUAUGAGUUCUGAUGGCUUGUAUGAAGCUCUGGAGAAGGUGAUAGAAGAAAUGGCUUUGAUCGAAGAGGAGGCCAAGCAAAUUCAAGCGAGAGUUGGAGUCCAACAUCAGCUGCACACAAAAUCAACGACUUCGGAUUCCUCGAGAUCUUCUUCGUCUUCGAUUCCGCAGCAGAGUAGCAUGGUGGGUGCUGAUGAUGUCAAGCUUCAAUUGAUGGAUAAGCUCACUUCUGAUCGCCUUCAUCUACAGAUCAUUCCCAUUGUAGGGAUGGGCGGCUCGGGUAAGACCACUCUUGCUAGAACUAUUUAUGAAGAACGUCUUAUUAAGGAGCAUUUUGAUAUUUGUGCGUGGGCUACCAUCUCUCAAGAAUAUAGCAUUAGAGAAAUGUCUGCAGUAGUUCUUCGUCAGUUUAAUAUAGGAGUUGAUGACGAUUUGAAUGAGGAUGGAUUAGGAGAAAAGUUGUAUAAACAUCUUUAUGGUAGAAGAUACCUAAUUAUAAUGGAUGAUAUGUGGAGCAUUGAUGUAUGGGAUAGAGUGAGGAAUUAUUUUCCAAAUAACAAAAAUGGCAGCAGAAUAGUGGUAACAACAAGACUAUCAGAUUUGGCUUCUACAUUAUCCAACUCUGAUAGCCUUGGGAUGAAACUUUUGGAUGAGGCUGAUAGUUGGGAGCUUCUCUCCAAAACUGUGUUCGGGGAAGAAGGUUGCCCUCUUGAAUUGGAGGAAGUCGGAAAACAUAUUGGAAAAAGCUGCAAAGGACUUCCAUUGUCAAUUGUUGUGAUUGGAGGCCUUUUGGCAAAGUCCAAACAUGAAAGAGAGUGUUGGGAAGAGAUAGGGGAAAACUUGAAUGCAAGUGUUAAUUUAGAGGAUGACGAGCGUUGCUUGAAAAUACUAUACAUGAGUUACAAGCAAUUGCCAAUACAUUUGAAACCAUGUUUUCUCUAUAUGGGAGUUUUUCCCGAAGAUAAGGUGAUUCGUAUGUCAGAGCUCAUUAGAUAUUGGGUUGCGGAAGGAUUUGUGAAAGCAGUAAGUGGGAAAAGCUUGGAAGAGAUAGCACAAGAGUAUUUAAAAGACCUUAUUGGUAGAAAUCUUGUGCUUGAGAGUCUUGUUGAAAGAAAUUUUGAAAAAUGGGGAGAGAAAUGUUGUCAAAUUCAUGAUUUGUUGAGAGACUUGUGCUUGAGAGAAGCUGAAAAAGAAAGGUUUUAUAAUAGCGCAUCAGAUAAUGUAGGCAUAAGCGUCUUGCCGCCUAUGUCACAAGCUCGUUCUUUGACGUGGAAUGAUCAACAAGAACUAUCACCUCUGAAUAUGAGCUUGAUGAGGAUAGUGAAAUGGAAUAAAUCCCAUAAAAUCCAAGAAGAUUUAUUUGCACACAUCGAUCAAUUAGUUAACUCACGGGUCCUUGAAACAGGUUUUCUCACAAGAAUAGAGGGGGAUUUUCCUUGUUCAAUAUGGCGAUUUUGGAAUCUACAAACACUAAUUGUUUCCACCAUCAGAGAGGUUACUGCGCCAACUGAUUUUUGGUACAUGCCUCGCAUCAGGCAUGUUCAGAUCUCUAAUCUUCGUCUCACAAAUCCUCCUAACGAGCAAGAUGACAUUGUUUUGGGAAAUCUGCAUAGCCUCGGGAAAGUAUUAGAUUUCAAGUGUAGUGUACAAGUCGUCAAAAAAAUUCCCAAUAUAAAAGAAUUGGCUUUUCAUAAUAGGGGAAAGCGUGAUGAUGAGAUGUAUUGUUUGAGCAAUCUCGAUUGUCUAACUAAACUUGAGUCCUUGAAUUGUUGGAUUUCGCGAAGAAGUGCAAUCAACUUCCCCCAUUCGCUCAAGAGUUUAGUUAUUCAUUACGGUUGUUGGGAAGACAUAUUGGAUAAGGUAGGUGUGUUGCCCCAUCUUCAGAAGCUCACACUCCUGCAAGGGAGUUUCAAGGAAGGGAAGUGGGAAACAACUGAAGGCCAAUUUCGCAGCCUCAAAUUCUUCACUCUUUACUUUUGUGAAAAUCUAGAAAUCUGGAAAAUUGAAAGCUCCCACUUUCCAUGCCUUGAGCGCCUUCAUCUUACUGGACAAAUUAACUUGCAGGAAAUCCCUUUAGAGUUCGCAGAAAUACCCACACUUAGAGAAAUUGUUGUGGGGUAUUGCAGAGAUUCGGUUGUGGUUUCUGCUAAAAGAAUAUCAGAGGAACACGGGGACUAUUACGGGGAAGGAGCCCUUCAAGUUCGCGUUGUCCUCUUUAAGCCGAAGGAAGCAGGAAUGGAGAGCUUGGAUGGUCCUAACUUUUAUGUUAGACGUUUCGGUUCUUGAGAAUCACUGCUACUAAGCAUAACUGAAAAACAAGUUGGAUGCUGCAAUUGUUGUUUCACUCUUCCAUUCAGGUCGGCAUGGAUCAGCUCAAACAAGAAACACAGUAUUUUUCAUUUUUCAUCACAUAUGUUAAUAUUCGUAUCAUUUUAUAGUGAAUGUGAUUCCUCAUUAAUGGUUAUUAAUUCCAUAUGCCAUUUUCAUCAUGUCAUGUAUCUCCAUCCUGAUUUGAUUUGUGAACUAAAUUUUCUAUUCAUGUAUCGAUUAAAUUAAUUUCUGUUAAUUUA